Messenger RNA from Juglans microcarpa x Juglans regia, 1661 nucleotides. Its product is annotated as heparan-alpha-glucosaminide N-acetyltransferase. NCBI's taxonomy places the organism in Eukaryota, Viridiplantae, Streptophyta, Magnoliopsida, Fagales, Juglandaceae. The coding region runs from base 134 to 1528 and encodes 464 amino acids. The transcript has 14 exons. The record is from RefSeq and is a predicted model, not a curated record.
AGACAACAAAAUUCUCGGAGAUUUAUCCCGACGGCGACCAGACGCAUCAGUCAAUGGAUUGUACGUUCACUGUUGGUGUUGGAGUCUGAGAGCAUCUUCACUGUUGAACCGAGCAGAAAAGCUCAAAAAACGAAUGGCCGAAAUCAAAGCCGAUAACACUCACCAGCACCAGCUCACUGUGCCGGAUCCCGAUAUUCCGGACCAAAAAUUACCGAAACCAAAGCGCGUUGCUUCCCUGGACAUCUUCCGAGGCCUCACCGUUGCCUUGAUGAUUCUGGUGGAUGAUGCCGGAGGAGAGUGGCCUAUGAUUGGGCACGCACCAUGGAAUGGUUGCAAUCUUGCUGACUUUGUGAUGCCGUUCUUUUUGUUCAUUGUGGGGAUGGCCAUUGCACUUGCUCUCAAGAGAAUACCAAGUCGGCCAAUGGCCAUAAGAAAGGUGAUUUUUAGGACUUUGAAGCUUCUCUUUUGGGGUCUCCUAUUGCAAGGAGGUUUUUCACAUGCUCCCGACAAGCUAACAUAUGGUGUCGACAUGAAAAAAAUAAGGUGGUGUGGAAUUCUCCAGAGAAUUGCUCUUGCAUAUUUGGUAGUGGCACUGGUGGAAAUCUUUUCAACAGAUGCCCAACGCAAGGAUCCAGCGUCCAGCUGGUUCUCUGUAUUCAAGUUGUACUAUUGGCACUGGCUGGUGGCAGCAAGCGUUCUUAUUGUGUACUUGGCUGUAAUUUAUGGGACAUACGUUCCUGAUUGGAAAUUCACUGUCCUGAACAGAAAUAGUACUGUUGAGAUGACAGUAGCCUGUGGCAUGAGUGGGAAACUGGAUCCUCCUUGUAAUGCAGUAGGAUAUAUCGACAGACUGGUGCUAGGACUCAAUCACAUGUAUCAACAUCCAGCUUGGAAGAGAUCUAAGGCUUGCACUGAUAACUCCCCAUAUGAAGGGCCUUUCAGAAGUGAUGCUCCUUCAUGGUGCUAUGCUCCUUUUGAACCGGAAGGAGUUUUAAGCUCAAUAUCUUCUAUUCUGUCCACAAUCAUUGGAUUGCAUUUUGGACACGUGCUUGUACAUUUUGAGGGUCAUCCAGAUAGGCUGAAGCACUGGAGUCUGAUGGGUUUUGCUCUCCUUAUUUUAGGAAUUACCCUUCAUUUCACCGAUGCAAUUCCUCUGAAUAAACAGUUGUAUACAUUCAGCUAUGUUUGUGUAACAUCAGGAGCAGCAGCUUUGGUCUUCUCGGCUUUCUACAUUAUUGUUGAUAUCUGGGGGUUAAGAUACCUAUUUUUGCCACUGGAAUGGAUUGGCAUGAAUGCUAUGUUCGUCUAUGUUAUGGCAGCCGAAGGCAUCUUUGCUGGAUUCAUUAAUGGGUGGUAUUAUGAUGAUCCCCAUAAUACACUGGUAUAUUGGAUUCAGAAACACAUUUUCAUUAAAGUAUGGAAUUCCAAGAGAGUUGGCAUUCUACUCUACGUGCUCUUUGCAGAGAUAAUGUUUUGGGGUAUUGUUGCAGGCAUUUUGCAUCGACUAGGCAUUUAUUGGAAACUCUAAAUACUGUAAUUGCUUGUUCUUGCCUUGUUUUCCACUCACAUUGUCAUUGCCCUUUACCAGUGACGAAGCCAUGAAUUUAUCUUUACUGGGACGAAUAAGUAUUGUAAUAAUUACCUCAUCUUUUAUAUAUUAU